UAUCCCUUCUCGCUCUCAACCAUGAUUCACUAUACUGGCACUGAAGAAACAUGAAUUUAUCACGGACGUCCUUGCGCUCGGCUAUUCGUUUCCCAAAUCGACGGCUACCGUCAUGGUUGGCUGUUCCGAGACGAAGUCUUUUUACCAUAAUAGACCAAGGGCAUGAAGGCUGGAGGUUGAGUUUUGGUCGGAACCCGGUGCAGCUAAACCCUGGAAUCCGUUUGCAUAUGCCAAUCUACCAUACUAUUCAUAAAGUCGACUUGCGGGAAUCUUCCAUCUCAAUACCGAACCUCCCUGGCUAUACUCUUGACAACGUCCCCGUAACUUGCUCAGGAUCUCUAUUUUAUCGCAUCGUCGACGGAUACAAGGCUUGCUUUGAAGUUAGUGAUGUGCAGAAUAAUAUCAGGAAUGCCGGAACCUCAGCUAUGCGAGCGGUUCUCGGGACGUUUAGCUACGACCAGGUAAUAGGUGACCGAAACGGCCUCAACACCAAACUGAAUUCCGUGAUCGGUAAUUCUAUCAAAAAUUGGGGAGUCGAGGGCACUCGUUUCGAGAUCCAGUCAUUCCAGCCUGCGAAUCGCGAAGUCGAGAGGCAACUUGAACUCCAGAUGGAGGCUGAGCGUAAUCGGCGAAAACAGCUCCUCGAUACGCAAGCACAAGUCAAUGUCGCAGAAGGCCAUAAGCAACGCGUAAUUUUGGAAAGUGAGGGCCAUCUCCGGGCUAAAGCGAAUGAAGCUGACGCCAGUUACAAGACUGUUGUUCGUGAAGCCGAGGCACGGCAACAACAGGCGAUUAUGGAAGCUUCAGCCCUGGCAAGGCAGGUCGAGGAGGUUGCUCGAAGUAUAUCCAUGGACAAGGGUAAUGUGAAGCCGGAGGAACGACAACGGGCUCUGGAAACUUUGGUGGAGUUACGCCGUCUCGAGCAGUUGAGGGCUAUUGCUGCGAGCAAGAGCAAUUCAACCUAUUUCUUCGGCGACAAGUCUGCUUUGGGACGUUCUAGUGCGGAUGCUUACAACAUUGAUUAUGCGGAGCAUAUAAAGGGUGGAGUUGCAAAGAGUCGUCAGGAGGCUGGUGCAGUAAUAACAUCGUAGGAAGCAGUUUGUUUUUGUCUCUUGUUGUCGAAGCUGUUCUCCAUUCUUGUUGUUCCUUGUAGCCUCUAUAAAUCAUCAUAGCUCCACUCAAAUGUAUAAUUAUCUGUACGAUACAUGCAUAAUCUUUACUUUCCUUUGUAAAUUGUUGUACUCACUGGUGUCUGCUACCAUCUCGC
Guyanagaster necrorhizus is the source of this 1267-nucleotide messenger RNA. RefSeq lists its product as uncharacterized. The coding region runs from base 51 to 1091 and encodes 346 amino acids. The transcript has 8 exons. The record is from RefSeq and is a predicted model, not a curated record. Gene Ontology annotation, cellular component: membrane. Lineage: Eukaryota; Fungi; Basidiomycota; Agaricomycetes; Agaricales; Physalacriaceae.